Messenger RNA from Fragaria vesca subsp. vesca, 836 nucleotides. RefSeq lists its product as uncharacterized. The coding region runs from base 1 to 588 and encodes 195 amino acids. Lineage: Eukaryota; Viridiplantae; Streptophyta; Magnoliopsida; Rosales; Rosaceae. The transcript is spliced from 4 exons. The record is from RefSeq and is a predicted model, not a curated record.
AUGACGUCAAAGAAAAUAACUGUUGUCUGCUUGCAGUUUGACAAGAUUGGAACAAUAAAAGGUAGAUCCCUCCAGGCUCCAGUGACCAAAUAUAAUGCUUUUUGGAGACCUCAUGCACCUCCUGGUUUUGCAGUUCUUGGGGAUUAUCUGACACCAUUGGACAAGCCACCUACAAAGACAGUUCUUGCUGUAAAUACUAGUUUUUCCAGAGUCAAGAAGCCCCUAUCUUUCAAACUGCUUUGGCCACUUUUACCUUUUGCUGAGUCGUCUUCUCAUGGUGUAAAUAAUUUGGAUACAAUACCAAAUGGUGUCCUUUCUGAUGAAAGUAGGCAAGUAGCUAGCUCCAUCUGGUUUCCUGAAGCGCCUGCGGGAUAUGUUGCAUUGCGCUGUGUGGUUUGUCCUGGAAGAGCACAACCACCAUUAUCUUCUGCUUUUUGUAUCUCAGCUUCAUUAGUUUCUCCUUGUUCCCUAAGCUAUCUGGAAUCUAAAUUACGUAGCGCACUCAAGGACUAUCUUGCAGCCAAGGGUAUUGGAGAAGAGCUUACUACCUUUCUCUUGCAUUACCUACACAAAAUAGAGCAAGGUUGAUAUGUGCUGGCUACAGGAGCUUGAAUCAUUUGUUACAAAAGCAGCAGAACGAGAGUGAUAGCUAGACAGGAAUCAUCAAAUUGAUCUUCAUCAUUUCAAAAGGAGUGAAUCUUGACCAAACUAUUUUUUAGCAGAACUAGCCCCUAAGUUUGUGGUUAAAGGAAGUUUUGUCAAAACCAGCUGCAGUUUCAGUGACAUUCUUUUCCAAGUAUCUGGGAGUUGCCAAUUGCCAUUGAUGGCUGUUUAUU